Molecule: messenger RNA, 1761 nt
Organism: Lachancea thermotolerans CBS 6340
Lineage: Eukaryota; Fungi; Ascomycota; Saccharomycetes; Saccharomycetales; Saccharomycetaceae
Gene: THI7
Product: thiamine transporter THI7
Exons: 1
Coding region: 1-1761 (586 amino acids)
Biological process (GO): transmembrane transport; nucleobase transport
Cellular component (GO): plasma membrane
Molecular function (GO): nucleobase transmembrane transporter activity
Source: RefSeq, a predicted model, not a curated record
AUGCCUUCCACACAAAGCAGGAGCGGCGCCAACAGGCCCGGGCUCCUGAGCAGAGGCCUGAAGAUGCUCGAAAUCCCCGUCAAGGACCGGCAGACUCUGACGGUGCUGCGAAACCCAGACAUCCUGCCCAUCCCCGCCGAGGACUGCACGUGGUCGUUCUUCUCGUACUUGGCGUACUGGGGUGUGAUCUCGUUCUCCGUGGGCACGUGGGUCAGCGCCAACGCCGCGCUGGACGUUGGGCUGUCGUACGCGGAGACCAUCGGGACGUUCAUCGUCGGCGACGCGGUGACAAUCGUGUUCACGCUGGCCAACUCGUACCACGGGCUGGACUGGCGCGUCGGGUACACGCUGUCGCAGCGGUUCGUGUUCGGGAUCUACGGGUCCGGGCUUGGAAUCCUGGUGCGUAUCCUGAUGAGUAUCGUGAACUACGGGUCCAACGCGUGGCUGGGCGGGCUGUGCGUCAACAUGAUCCUGGACUCGUUCUCGCACCACUACGUGCACCUGCCCAACACGCUGACGCACAAGGUGGCGAUGUCGACCAAGGAGCUGAUCGGGUUCGUGCUGUUCCACGUGAUCACGGCGUUCUUCUACCUGAUGAAGCCCAAGAGCAUGAACUACUUUCUGAUCUGGUCGUGCGUGGCGACGUGCUUCGGGAUGAUGGGCAUGGUCAUCUACCUGACCAAGAUCAACGGCGGCGUGGGCAGCGCGUUCCGCGAGUCCGAGACCACGAUCCACGGCUCGGACCGCGCGUGGAUGUGGGUGUACAUGGUGUCGUACUGGUUCGGGUCCGUGUCGCCCGGGUCCACGAACCAGAGCGACUACUCGCGGUUCGCGUCCAACAAGACCGGGCUGUACCUGGGUGUGAUCGUGGCGCUGCUGGUGCCAACCACGGUGGUGCCGGUGUUCGGCGUGAUCGGCGCGUCCACGACCUCGCAGCUGUACGGCGACGCGAUCUGGACGCCCAUGGACAUCUUCAACUACUGGCUCAAGGAAAACUACUCUGCGGGCGCGCGCGCCGCGUCCUUCUUCUGCGGCGUGGCCUUCACCGCGUCCCAGAUAUCCUACACCAUCUCCAACUGCGGCUUCGCCUCGGGCAUGGACCUGAGCGGUGUGCUGCCCCAGUAUAUCAACAUCUUCCGCGGCGCCAUCUUCACGGCCCUCGUGUCCGUCGCCGUGCAGCCCUGGAACUUCUACAACAAGGACUCCAACACCUUCCUGUCCGUGAUGAGCUCUUUCGGCGUCGUCAUGACGCCUAUCAUCUCCGUCAUGAUCGCCGACAACUUCCUGGUGCGCAAGCGCAAGUACUCCGUGUCCCAGGCCUUCGUGCUGAAGGGCGAGUACUACUACACGCUGGGCACCAACUGGCGCGCCAUGGCCGCCUUCGUGUGCGGCAUGGCCCCCGGCCUGCCCGGUAUCGCUGCGGAGGCCAACGCCAACAUCAUGGCCAAAAUGGACAGGGGCAUCGUCAACUUCUUCUACGCGGACUCCUUCACCUCCUUCGCCAUCUCCUUUUUCAUGUACUGGAUCCUGUGCCUGAUCUUCCCCGUCAAGAUUGGCAUCGAGCAGGACGACAAGGACUACUUCGGCGCGUUCACGGACGAGGAGGCCAGAGAGAGAGGCGUGGUUCCUUUCAGCGAACUGACGCCUGAGGAAAUCGAGGAGCACAACUUCAGCCUCGGCGCCCUUGACACACCACACAGCAGUUCCGCUUCCAGCACGGGAGUGGACGCCCACUAUGAGGGGGGCGAGAAAACCAAAUGA